Centruroides sculpturatus (bark scorpion) is the source of this 2576-nucleotide messenger RNA. Its product is annotated as transmembrane protein 8B-like. The record is from RefSeq and is a predicted model, not a curated record. The transcript is spliced from 10 exons. The coding region runs from base 99 to 2081 and encodes 660 amino acids. NCBI's taxonomy places the organism in Eukaryota, Metazoa, Arthropoda, Arachnida, Scorpiones, Buthidae. Gene Ontology annotation, cellular component: plasma membrane.
GUUACUUAAGAUAUGGAAGUUUUCCUGUGAUCAAUCCAGAUAAUUCAACUUUCCCUGAUAAAUUUGUUUUGAAUCAGUUGUUUCAAUAUUCUGUGACUAUGGAAACUAAUAAGAUUUCCACUUUCCUUAAUAUUUCAACACCUUGGCCUGGAGAUUGGUUUGCAGCAGCUUUUAUUAAUGACAGCUCUCAGCAAAUAAAACAAAAGGGACUUUAUAGGCCUUGUCAAGCAUGGUUAGCAUCAUUAUUACGAGUAAAUAUAGAAAAUUCUGUAAUUAAUGUAGUUUCAAAUGAAGAACUCUAUCAAGAGAUUUCAAAUCCUACAUUUUAUAAAUUUUAUGCUGGGUUUAAUACUUGGUCUACUAGUAUUGUUAUAAAAGAUUGUAGUUCCAGUUUAGACAACUGUCCAGUGAUGCUCUUAGCACGUCCAUUUGCACUUCCUUCAGUGGAAAAUACAACACUGAAUAGUUUUUCUGUGAAUUGUAGUACAGUAAAACUAUGUAGUGCCAAUAUUAUACCUGCUGAAGAAAAUUUUAAUUAUAUAUUAGUACAUCCAUUGUUUAAUGAAACUGUUAAUUUUACCCUAGAAGUAGCAUUAACAGCCUGUGAAUCAAGAUUAUUAAAAGAAAUAAGUGAUGUAGCUUCAGAACUAGCACCAACAACAGAAUUACCAGAAGAAAAUAAAACUAUUUUUUCAUCUUUUAAUCAUUCUAACAUACUUUAUGAGCAGCAUUAUUUUUUCUAUGAACAUAACAAAGCUCAAGAAUUUUUAUUGUCAUGCUGGCCUCAAGUGACCUUAACAAGAGAAACAGAGCCAAAUCAUUUCAGUUUUCAAUAUGUAGUUUUAUAUAAUGACAAUUUAGCAUAUUUUAUGAAUGUCUCAACAUUCAUUCCAACAUUUACAAAAUUUCCAAUUGAAACUGUGAUUGAUAUUGGAGGCACCUUGGCUAUAGAAAUAAUUCUUCCUUCAAUGAAUCAGAAUAUGACAACUAAUAUGACUAUAGAAAUAUGCAUACAAUUUGGUAUUAGACCAAUAUUUAAUGAAAAUGGAAGCUGUCUUUCUGCCAUGUCUUUACAAGUUAAUACUAGCUCACGGGAUAAUCGGAUUGCAACCAUGUUAAUACCAUUCCCUGAAAUCGGUACUUGGUAUAUUAGUCUUUUACCUCGUUGUUAUGUUCAAGAUGAUGAUUUUAACAGUACUGUUGUGCCAUGCGAUAACAGCAAUGUUUCAGUUUUUUUGAAUAUUAAAUCAACACCUUGUAAUUUAAAUGAGUGUGGAAAACAUGGAAAUUGUCACAUUUACAGCAGUGGAGGUUUGAUAUAUAGUUCCUGUCAUUGUGUCGCAGGUUGGAGAGGUUGGGGCUGUACAGAUGGUACAAAAGCAUUUUCUAAUGCUGAUCUUCUUGUUUCUGUACUACUGCUUACAUUGAGCAACAUUUUCUUUUUACCUGUCAUCGUUUUAGCUCUUUAUCGUCAUUAUUUUACAGAAGCUUCCAUUUAUGCAACAAGCAUGUUGUUUUCUACUUUUUAUCAUGCUUGUGAUUCAGAAAUAUAUUCCUUUUGUCUCAUGAGGCUCAGUGUAUUACAGUUUUGUGACUUUUAUUCAGCCAUACUCUCCAUAUGGGUGACCUUAAUUGCUAUGGCAAAACUCUCUCCCACUCUACAGUCUCUCUGUCAUAUGCUUGGAGCUGUUGGUUUAGCAUUAGGUGUUGAAUACGAUCGAACAGGUCUUCUAGUAUUUAUUAUACCUGCUGGAACAGGAUUAGUAAUUAUUAUUAUAUCAUGGAUAUGGCAAUGUCACCAGCAACAUGCCUGUUAUCCAAGAAAACGAAUAUGGUUUUUAUGUUUGCUUCCAGGAAUUUUAUUGGCUAUAUCCGGUUUAAUAAUGUUUGCAUUUUUUGAGACUGAAGAAAAUUACGCUUAUGUCCACAGUGCUUGGCAUGCUACCAUGGCACUUUCUGCCCUCUUCCUCUUACCGGAACGACGUAAUCAUAAAGACUCUGCUCAGGAAGUGAUGCAGGUGCAUUGGAAACCUCAUGGCUCUUUCAAGUUCCUGCAAGAUAAUGAGACUGAUAUGCUCUGAUUCUACCUAGAAUAGGCAAAAAUUUCCAUUUGCAGUCUACCUGGAUUAUCUUCCAAUAAUUGAACAGGAAAUUGUGUUUAGAUAUUACUUCUGAACUAAAUUGUAAUGAAUGCCUUUAAUGGUGCUGUAGAUAAAACAAAAACAAAUAUUCAAAUUUUUAGAAUCUUUAUAAAUUUUUCGAAUUUUGAAUUCUAAUUAUCAGCAUGCAUGAUCACUUUUCGACGAUCCUUAUUACUGUAUUAUUAUUGUUAUUACUAUUACUAUUAUUAUUAUUAUUAUUCUGUAUAGUUAAGCAAUUCAGUUGAUUUUGAGCAGAGUUUACAAAUUUUAUUUUCCUAUGGCUUUAUUAUUUUUUUCUAAUUUAUUUUAUAAUUAAAUUUAUUCGUUUCAAUAUUUUAUGAAUUUUUAAAACUAUUAUAAUAAGAGAUUAAUUUAUUCCUUCUCUUUACAUAUAACACUUAAUAUACAAUAAUUUCAUUUUUUGAAUUAAUUUCU